AUCUGACAUCUUCUUACUUAUAUAAGGCAAUGUACUGGGUUAUUUAAAGAAAAUCAAAAGAUUAAAAGGCGACCAUAACAAUAACAAAAUGGCUGAAAGUGAUUUAAAAUCGGAUAAAACAGCUGUAGAAACUAUCUCUGAUACCUCAGACUUUAUACAACGUUUUGAGAAUUUAUUUGAUUCUAGUCGUUUAAGUGAUGUUGUGUUAUGUGUUAGUGGAGAAAGAUACCGUGUUCAUAAAUUUAUUUUAGUCACUGCCAGUGAAGUCUUCUGUGCUAUGUUAUCUGACCAAUGGCAGGAAUCCAAAAAGACAGAAAUACAGUUAACAGAAGAUGAUGCCUGUAAGGAUGUUUUUGAACAGUUUUUAAAAUAUUUAUACACUGGUUCUAUCGAUUUAGCUAUUGAUACAACUUUACCAAUAUUAUUACUAGCUGAUAAAUACAGCAUCAAAACAUUACAGAAAUCUUGUGUUCAGUACAUGCAGAGACAUAUUGUAGCUACCCCUGACACUAAUCGUACUUUAUCCUGGUACCAAUACGCCAAGUUGACGUCACAAGAAGAACUCAUGCAGGAAUGUGGAAAGUUUAUUCUCUCCAACUUUAGUGUAAUUUUAGAAGCCUCCGAUUGGAAUACGCUCUCCAAAAAUGAAGUCAUAGAAUUUUUAAUGAGUUCAGAUAUGAUUAUAGAAAGUGAAUAUAUCUUAUGGUUAUAUGUUGAACAAUGGCUUCUAUCAACUCAUAAUAAAGACAAUAUACAAGAAAACAUAAAUGAAAUUUUGCCCCUUAUUCAUUUUUCAAUGAUCUUACCUAAACAUCUCUUAAUGAUAGAGUCUUCCAAUCUUUGUCAAGAUUUUAACAAUUUAUUUAAAGAGAAGUUAAAUCAAGCGUACAGACAUCAUUCUUUGGCUGUAGAUUGUGCUGAAGUUGGUAAAAGUAUUGAACCAUACAGAAAUUAUUGUAGUGAUAUUUACAAAAUUUGCCAUCCAUUUUCCCUACAUGAAUAUAAAGAUUGUCAGAGAAUUGAUAGUAAAAUUACAAUCCGUUGUCAAAUCCCUCCAAGAUUUAUCUCUCCAAAUCAUCCAAAUUGUGACAAAGAUUCAGCUAUGUUUCAUGUUUAUUUUUAUCCUAAAGGCUUCUUUUCAAUCAUUACCUUAUAUGGUAGCUAUGUAGGCAGACGUAAUGAUGGCACAACAUUGAAAGUUGUAAAUAGAAUGCCUUACGAAGUGCCAAUCAAAAUUCAUAUUACUCUAGUUUUAUACAGUUUAUUGAAUUCUGUUAAAUAUGUCUCCUUUACCCAUAAUUCUCAUCAUUUGUUGACGAAACAAAAUAAUUUUGAAGACACAGUUGAUAAUGUUAUUGAUAUUAAAAAACUAGCUGAUGAUUCCCAAUAUUUGAUUAAUGGAGCUUUGGAGGGUAAAAUAUUUAUUAAGGUUGAGGACAUGGGCGAACAUUUAGGUCCUACACCUAAAAGAGAAUAA
Lottia gigantea (owl limpet) is the source of this 1477-nucleotide messenger RNA. RefSeq lists its product as hypothetical. The coding region runs from base 89 to 1477 and encodes 462 amino acids. Gene Ontology annotation, molecular function: protein binding. The transcript has 4 exons. Lineage: Eukaryota; Metazoa; Mollusca; Gastropoda; Lottiidae. The record is from RefSeq and is a predicted model, not a curated record.